Messenger RNA from Trichomonas vaginalis G3, 396 nucleotides. RefSeq lists its product as uncharacterized. The coding region runs from base 1 to 396 and encodes 131 amino acids. Lineage: Eukaryota; Parabasalia; Trichomonadida; Trichomonadidae. The record is from RefSeq and is a predicted model, not a curated record. The transcript has a single exon.
AUGUUCUUCCAUCCGACAGGAAAAAAUUUUCCAUCCGACAGGAAAAAAUUUUCCUUCCGACAGAAAAAGUUCUUCCUUCCGACAGGACACAAACGGAUGACCGACGUCCCACCAACCGAGUCCAUUCCCAAGCCAGAGGAACCUAAAGCACCAGCCCCUGCACCUCAGUUCCAGCAAUUCCAAUCUCAAUCCAAAUUACUACCAAUUUCCACCUCAAGGUUACUACCAAUUUCCACUACAAGGCUUCCCGAACUACCCUCCUCCUCAGCCUAUGCCUUACUUCCCCAACCCUUGGAUGUUCCAGCAAUUCCAAUUCCAAUACAAAUCGAAGAGAGACCAAGAGUUCGAAGAAGGUCUGAACCGCUUACGCAAAGAGUAUGCUACAGCUCCAAUUGA